Molecule: messenger RNA, 3760 nt
Organism: Talpa occidentalis (Iberian mole)
Lineage: Eukaryota; Metazoa; Chordata; Mammalia; Eulipotyphla; Talpidae
Gene: SLC4A1
Product: solute carrier family 4 member 1 (Diego blood group)
Exons: 20
Coding region: 174-2927 (917 amino acids)
Biological process (GO): bicarbonate transport; transmembrane transport; regulation of intracellular pH
Cellular component (GO): plasma membrane; basolateral plasma membrane
Molecular function (GO): solute:inorganic anion antiporter activity; bicarbonate transmembrane transporter activity; monoatomic anion transmembrane transporter activity
Source: RefSeq, a predicted model, not a curated record
UGCCCCGGGGCGCAGCACCAGAACCUGGUGCUGUUAGAGCAGGUGUGAGCUCAGCCGGUCACAGAGGGCACCACCGCUGCAGGAGGUUCCGGGGGACCCCAGGCUUGUGAGCAGGGACCCACGGGUUAUGCUGGAGGCUCUGCCGCAGGCCAGCCGCACAUCCAGUCAGCGCCAUGGGGGACUCGCAGGAGGAUUAUGAGGAAGGGAUGGAGGAGAUUCUAGAGCAGGAGGAAUAUGAAGACCCAGGAGCACCCGUGCCCCAAAUGGAAGAGCCAGAAGCUCAUCCCACCGAGCCAACAGCCACCGACUAUCAAACUACAUCACACUCGGGCACCCACGAGAUCUAUGUGGAGCUGCAGGAGCUGGUGAUGGAUGAGAAGAAUAUGGAGCUGUGCUGGAUGGAGGCAGCACGCUGGGUGCGGCUGGAGGAAAACCUGGGAGAGAACGGAGUCUGGGGCCGCCCGCACCUGUCUUACCUCACCUUCUGGAGCCUCCUGGAGCUGCAGAGAGCCUUCGCCAAGGGUUCUGUGCUCCUGGACCUGCCAGAGACCUCCCUGGCUGGGGUGGCCAACCAGCUGCUGGACGCGUUCAUCUACGAGGAGCAGAUCCGGCCCCAGGACAGAGAUGAGCUGCUGCGGGUCCUGCUGCUCAAACACAGCCAUGCCGGAGACCUGGGGUCCUUGGGGAGCGUGAAACCCGCGGUCCUGACACGUUCUGGGGAGCCCUCACAGCCUCUCCUCCCCCAACCCCCCUCUCUGGAGACUCAGCUCUUCUGUGAACAGGGAGAAGGCACAGAAGGACACUCGCCAUCUGGAAUUCUGGAAAAGAUCCCCCCGGAUUCAGAGGCCACCCUGAUACUAGUGGGCCGCGCCGCCUUCCUGGAGCGCCCUGUGCUGGGCUUCGUGAGGCUGCAGGAGGCAGCGGUGCUGGAGGCCCUGGAGCUGCCAGUGCCCGUGCGCUUCCUCUUCGUGUUGCUGGGACCCGAGAGACCCAGCACCAGCUAUACCCAGCUGGGCCGGGCGGCUGCCACCCUCAUGUCAGAGCGGGUGUUCCGCACAGAGGCAUAUCUGGCCCAGAGCAGGGGAGAGCUGGUGCAAUCCCUGGAGGGCUUCCUGGACUGCAGUCUGGUGCUGCCUCCCACAGAUGCCCCCUCCGAGCAAGCGCUGCUCAGUCUGGUGCCGGUGCAGCGGGAGCUGCUGCGGAGACGCUACCUGCCCAGCCCUGCCAAGCCCGACCCCAGCUUCUACAAGGGCCUAGACUUGAAUGGGGGUCCAGGGGUCCCUGGUGGCCCGGACGACCCUUUGCAGAGGACAGGCAAUCUCUUUGGGGGCCUGGUACGUGACAUCCGGCGCCGUUACCCCCGCUAUUUGAGUGACAUCACGGAUGCGCUCAGCCCCCAGAUCUUGGCUGCUGUCAUCUUUAUCUACUUUGCUGCCCUUUCACCUGCCGUCACCUUCGGUGGCCUCCUGGGAGAAAAGACCCAGAACAUGAUGGGGGUGUCGGAGCUGCUCAUCUCCACUGCUGUGCAGGGCAUUCUCUUUGCCCUGCUGGGGGCACAGCCCCUCCUCGUGGUCGGCUUCUCGGGACCCUUGCUCGUGUUUGAGGAAGCCUUCUAUUCGUUCUGCCAGAGUAAUGGCCUGGAGUACAUCGUGGGCCGUGUAUGGAUUGGCAUCUGGCUCAUCCUGUUGGUGGUACUAGUGGUGGCCUUCGAGGGCAGCUUCCUGGUCCGCUUCAUCUCCCGCUAUACCCAGGAAAUCUUCUCCAUCCUCAUCUCCCUCAUCUUCAUCUUUGAGACCUUCACCAAGCUGGUCAAGAUCUUCAAGGACCACCCACUGCAAAAACAUUACAAGUAUAACGUGACAGUAGACCCCAAACCUCAGGACCCGCUGCCCAACACAGCCCUCCUCUCCCUUGUGCUCAUGGCUGGAACCUUCUUCUUCGCCAUGACGCUGCGCAAGUUCAAGAACAGCUCCUACUUUCCAGGCAAGCUGCGGCGGGUCAUCGGGGAUUUUGGGGUUCCCAUCUCCAUCCUGAUCAUGGUGGUGGUGGACACUUUCAUCGGGGACACAUACACCCAGAAACUCAGCGUGCCUGAAGGCCUCAACGUGUCCAACACCACUGCCCGGGGCUGGUUCAUACACCCCCUGGGCUUGUACAAAAAGUUCCCCGUCUGGAUGAUGUUUGCCUCCGCCCUGCCCGCCCUGCUUGUCUUCAUUCUCAUCUUCCUGGAGUCCCAGAUCACCACGCUGAUUGUCAGCAAACCAGAGCGCAAGAUGGUCAAGGGCUCCGGCUUCCACCUGGACCUGCUGCUGGUCAUGGGCAUGGGCGGGAUAGCUGCUCUCUUCGGGAUGCCCUGGCUCAGUGCCACCACUGUGCGAUCUGUCACCCAUGCCAAUGCCCUCACUGUCAUGGGCAAGGCCAGCGCCCCAGGGGCUGCGGCCCAGAUCCAGGAGGUCAAGGAGCAGAGGAUCAGUGGCCUCCUGGUCUCCCUGCUUGUGGGCCUAUCCAUCUUCAUGGGGCCCAUCCUGUCCCGCAUCCCCCUGGCUGUGCUAUUUGGCAUCUUUCUCUACAUGGGGAUCACCUCCCUCAGCGGCAUCCAGCUCUUUGAUCGCAUCUUGCUUCUGUUCAAGCCGCCCAAGCACCACCCAGAUGUGCCCUACGUCAAGCGGGUGAAGACCUGGCGCAUGCACGUGUUCACGUUCAUCCAGAUCAUCUGCCUGGUGGUGCUGUGGUUGGCAAAGUCCCACCCCACCACCUCGCUGGCCCUGCCCUUCAUCCUCAUCCUCACCGUGCCCCUGCGACACCUCCUGCUGCCCUUCAUCUUCAGGAACCUGGAGCUCCAGUGUCUGGACGCUGACGAUGCCAAGGCGACCUUCGACGAGGAAGACGGUCAGGAUGAAUAUGAUGAGGUGCCCAUGCCUGUCUGAGGGGAGGGCCCAGGACCCAGAGCCCCCUCUGCCACCCCCUUCCCCACUUCCCCAGGAAAAUCCGAAGUUCAUGGACACCUCCCGGAUUCCCAGAUCCCUCCUGGGGCAGCAGCUGAGGCCCUGGGGCUGUGGGUGGGGGAAUACAGGGGUAUCUAGGAAAUGUUCCCUAGCAGGAAGAAUGGCCAUUUUAGAGGAUUUGCUAUACAGUCCCUCCUGCUGCCACACUGAGGAAAUCCUGUGCUGGAAAAUGUAGACCCGGCGGCCCCAGCUCCUCCGGCACACAGGGGGCAGUAGCUAGGGUAGAAGUAGGUUGGGAAGGUCAAGUUCCUGCUGCUGUAUGACCUUGGGCAAAUCCCUGGACCCAGCCUCUGCUGGGUAUACUGAUGAUAACACCCACAUCACAGCAUGGUUGCUGAGGCCCUAAGAGAAAUGUGAACAAGGGCUUCUGUAAGCUCGGAAAGGACUAGUAUACAGUAGUCAUCACUCUUCUGCAAGCCUGCCCGAGGUCACACAGCUCCUGAGCCACGCCCUGGGCUUCAGACCAGGUCUCCUAUGUCUGAGGCCAGACCUCUGAGCUCUACCUUAGAUGGUGGCAGCCCCUGAGGACUCCUCCCUUCCGCUCCGCUCCCACCUCCUGCCCUGGGCCCCCUUCUCUGGGGCAGAGGGAGGUGUCCUGGUGAGGACAAAGGGCAGGUGAAGGCACGACCAGGCUAGGACUCAGGACUCCAAGUGCCUGCUCCUUUCACCCAUGCCCUCAUUCAUUCGCUCAUUCAUUCAUCACUAACAUUAAUUGAGGCCCUGGCUCCUGUGGACACAGGUGACUGAGACCAGAC